UUGCUCUUGUCAGACAUGAUAAGUUAGCCUUCGUGGCUUUCCUGUAUGAUACACUGUCAUGUAAGAAUUGCUUGAUUGUUGUCAUUGUUAAACGCUGUAAUUAACAAUUGUGCAGUACAAAUGCAAUUGUAUAGUGUGCGAGGAAUGUUAUAUGUGCAAUAUGUGAUACACAGUUGAAUAACGAUACAGUUUCGAGCUCAUGCUUCGUGAUUGUAAACAUUAACCCACACUCGGCAGGUCUUCCGUUAUGAAUGCUUAUAACAAAAGUACACCGGGUAUAUCAGGAAAUGCCUUCGAUUGCUGGGUUCAAAAGUCUAAUAUGCAUGAUGAUUCCGCCAUCAUAAAAAUGCAACACCAUUAUUGGGUGACAAAGCAGGCUUUGUCACGAAAGUUAGGAAAAAAGGAGGAUGAAUGUAUAAUUGCUUCAGACGCUGAAUUGGAUGCAAAGCUAGAGUUGUUUCGCAGUAUUCAAGAGUCUUGUUCUUACUUACAAAGGGUCAUUGAUAGAUAUCAAGAAAGAUUAUGCAAUUUAGCCCAGGAGGAAAAUGCAAUGGGACGUUUUUUGAAAGAUGCUGGGAAACAAGAUAAAACUCGUGCUGGCAAAAUGAUGUCAGCAGUUGGCAAAUCUUUAUCCUACUCUGGACAGCAAAGACUUGCACUGAGAGCCCCUUUGGGUCGUUUGUAUCAAGAAGUAGAAACAUUUAGGCAAAGAGCUAUUGAAGAUACAUUACAAAAUGUGCAAGCAAUGGAAAAAGCCCGCACAGAAUAUCGAGCUGCCCUAUCAUGGAUGAAAAAGAUUUCCCAAAAUUUAGAUCCAGAUACGUCCAAACAAGUAGAAAGAUUUAAAAAAGUUCAAGCGCGUGUUAAACAGGGCAAAAUAGUAUUCGACCAUCUGGCCCUUGACUGUCUUCAGAAAGUCGACCUAUUAGCGGCAGCAAGAUGUAAUAUGUUCAGCCAUGCCUUAGUUUUAUAUCAAAGUACACUCUUAAAUUUCACAAAGAAAUCUACACAAGCGUAUUCCACAAUAGCAAGCAGCUUCAAAGGCUAUCAACGUUAUGAUUUUACUGUUGUGCGAGAAUUGGCUGAAACCUCGAGUAAAUUAGCACAAGAAACUGGUGGUGACGAUUCAGAGGACAAGGACAAAAUACCAUUUUUUGAUAUGGAUUAUCAUGACGAUGUUGAGGAAGCUCAAGAAGCUGCUGCAAAUCCAGAAAACACAUUGAAAAAAGACGAGAAAGAUGAAAAGCUCUUGGAUCUAGAAAAUGAACCAAAGGACACAUUAAUACAUUUGGAUACGGCUACAAGUUCUUCGAGAAACGGAAUCGUGUAUAAUAGUAAUAAUACAGAAAAUAGUAAAAGUCUGGAAGAAUUUUUUGGAAAUCUCAACUUGGAUCAAGAAGUCUCCAGUAGUGAUAAACAAUUGGUUAACAAAAGCAAGGAAACCGAUCAGUCCGAGUUCAGUAAAAGUUCUGAAGAACAGAAGUUGGUAAUGGAUAUAUUCGGGGAGUGUGACACUGAUUUUAAUUUGACUGAUUUAUCUUCUUUGUCGGAGGCUCAACAGCAAGAAUCUUUAAAUUUAUUGACCUCGGAAAGCGCGGCACUUUUCGACGAAAUCUUAAACGAUAAGCAAGCAUGCGUGAGCAAUGAUUGGGAGGGUAUGUCAAACGAUACUUUUCUGCCGCCAAAUAUCUUGAAACAGAGUCUAGGAGAUGCAGCACGAGGCAUGGGACAGAAAAGUAUGACUAGCACGGAUGACAAAAAAAAGAAUAAGACUGGAAAGCAAAAAGGUAACUCGUGGUUGGACCUGUUCGCAGAAUUGGAUCCAUUGGCUAACAAUCCAAUGGAGAAUCUUUCCAACGCUGAUAGCAACGCUUCUGCUUAAUUCGUAACGUACUUUAAUAGUAUUGCUCUGAUGCUGGUUACUUGAUACUUAUAACAAGUAAAACUGAUUAAGCUAUUAUUUGUUGUCGACGAGUACGAUGGUGCAGCGAGUGCAUAUUCAAUGUUUUCACAUGAUACAUUUGUAUCAGUAUUUACGAACUUGUAAGCUUUUAAAUUUAACAUUCCAUAUUUAUUUUUAAUGAGAUCAUUGUAAGAAUCAAAACUAUAUAUUUGAAUUACAUAAUUUUUCAUAUAAGCUAGAGACGCAUACCAAAGGUAUAAAAUGUAAUAUUUAUUGAACAUUAUGCUAGUCAUAUUUUCUUUCAAAUAUAUUACAAAAUCUUCAAUAUAAAUAAAUUUAUUAUGGAAUUCUUUGUGUAGUUCUAACGAAAAUAUCCAAAAGGUAUGGAAGUAUAUAUCGGAUAAAUGCAUUUGUUUUCUAUUUAUUUCAAGUUCUUUUUUAUGGUUUUAAUUAUCAUCUUAAUUCUUUCUUAUUGCAUACGACAAUUCACAAUGUCUGAAGCCUCUGCUUGUAAACUAAUGUAAAUUAAUACAUAUGAAACAUUUCUCUCGAGAUAAAAUGGAUUACAUACACGCAA
Messenger RNA from Linepithema humile (Argentine ant), 2480 nucleotides. RefSeq names its product islet cell autoantigen 1-like protein (gene ICA69). Gene Ontology annotation, cellular component: Golgi apparatus. NCBI's taxonomy places the organism in Eukaryota, Metazoa, Arthropoda, Insecta, Hymenoptera, Formicidae. Gene Ontology annotation, molecular function: protein domain specific binding. The record is from RefSeq and is a predicted model, not a curated record. Gene Ontology annotation, biological process: regulation of transport.